This is a messenger RNA of Heterocephalus glaber (naked mole-rat), 2563 nucleotides long. It is a transcript of the gene Hsd11b2, whose product is annotated as hydroxysteroid 11-beta dehydrogenase 2. The record is from RefSeq and is a predicted model, not a curated record. Gene Ontology annotation, biological process: glucocorticoid metabolic process. Gene Ontology annotation, molecular function: 11-beta-hydroxysteroid dehydrogenase (NAD+) activity. NCBI's taxonomy places the organism in Eukaryota, Metazoa, Chordata, Mammalia, Rodentia, Bathyergidae. Gene Ontology annotation, cellular component: intracellular membrane-bounded organelle.
UUCCCUAACUUUGGACAGGUGCUCUGAGCUCUGCCCUUACAUACAGCCUGGAUGGGGGACAGCUGGCAAACUGGCUUCUAAAAGACCUCAGUCCAGUAGGGGACCCUGCAUGAUCAGAUGGGGCUAGAACUCCUUCAAGGGAAAAUCCUUGAGCUGAAGGGUAUGUGGAGACAGAUGGAUCAAAGAAAGGGUGUGGGACAAAGGCUUAAGGUAAGAAUAAGCUUUGCCUGGGAGGGGACAGAAUAACCAGUUUAGUUUAGCAGUGUGGUGGGAUGUGAAGGUUCCUUGGGUGGGGCCUUGAAUGGUAGUUAAAAAGCCAGGUGGUGCUGAUGUGGGGGAUGGUACGUAAGAGUAGAACGAUGAGGACUUUAGGCUUCAGCAAAGAGGAAGGAGAUGAAACAGGACUCAGGCUGAAUGGGAUUGACUUGAGUUCAGGGUGCAGCGGAGCCUCAGGGGAUCUCAGUUUCAAGGGUUUGAGGAAGGAAAGCCACUAGAUCUUCCCAGUAUGAAGCAGGGACUAGGUUGUGCGAUCUUCCCUCUCCUCCAGGACAGGACAGAUCCCCUUCUGUCAUCUAAUUUGUGAGCUGCCUUAACAGGCCACCUGAAGGACUUCCUUCAUUUCCGGUUGCAAAGCUCAGGGUGUAAGUGUAGGAAGAAGGCUGCCCAUCCCAUCCCUGUGUAAGCAUCACCAGCGGGUUUGUAGCUUCCCAAUGCCUGAAAACUCUAGGGUUUCCUCAGUCAUCACACCUUCCUAGAGCACUGUGUCUUAUGCCUGCCAGAGCUGCCACCCACCCUCCCUGAGAAUGCCCCAGAACUGCUUGCCAAGGCCACUUCAAGAACUCAGCCAUGGGGCCAGGGUUUGGGCUAUGGCUGGAUGCCCUGUGGGCAUGCACUUGCACACCUUGCAUGGAUGGGGAGCAGGGGUUAAGCCCACAUGAAAACAUCCAGGCAAGUUGGAGGCUGUGACACUGGUUUUGGCAAGGAGACAGCCAAGAAACUGGAUGCUAUGGGCUUCAUGGUGCUGGCCACUGUGUUGGACCUGAAUAGCCUCGGUGCCCUAGAGCUGCGUGCCUCCUGUUCCCCUCGCCUAAAGCUGCUGCAGAUGGACCUGACCAAGCCAGAGGACAUCAGCCAUGUGCUGGAGUUCACCAAGGCCCACACCACCAGCACUGGCCUCUGGGGUCUGGUCAACAAUGCAGGCUUUAACGACAUAGUGGCUGAUGUGGAGCUGUCUCCAAUGGCCAAAUUCCGCAACUGCAUGGAGGUGAACUUCUUUGGUGUACUUGCGCUAACCAAGGGACUUCUGCCACUUCUGCGCCGCUCAAGGGGUCGCAUUGUGACGCUGGGCAGUCCAGCAGGAGACAUGCCAUAUCCGUGCUUGGCAGCCUACGGAACUUCCAAGGCAGCCAUAGUACUACUCAUGGACUUAUUUGGCUCUGAACUUCUUCCCUGGGGGAUCAAGGUCAGCGUCAUCCAGCCUGCCUGCUUCAAGACAGAGUCAGUGAUAAAUGUGAACCUCUGGGAACAACGCAAAGAACUGCUGCUGGCCAACCUGCCCCAAGAGCUGCUACAGGCCUAUGGUGAAGACUACAUUGAGUACUCACACAAGCAAUUCCUGAAUUCACUCAGCAAGGCACUGCCUGACCUCAGCCCAGUUACAGAUGCCAUCACUGACGCGCUGCUGGCAGCUCGGCCGCGCCGCCGCUAUUACCCAGGCCGCGGCAUGGGGCUCAUGUACUUCAUUCACUACUACUUGCCAGAGAGCCUGCGGCGCCGCUUCCUGCAGACCUUUUUCAUUGGUCCCCGGGUGCCCCGAGCACUGCAGCCCGGCCAGCCUGGCCUUACUCUUGCCCAGGAUGCAACCCAGAACCCAAACCUGAACCCAGGCCCUUCCCCAGUGGUGGCUCGGUGAGCUAUGGGCUAGCUACUCCAGCAUAUGAGGCUCCAUGAGCCUUUGGCUCUCCCCUGGCCAUUCUGAACCCCAGAGCCUAGCCUAACAAACUUCAGCUGCCCCACUCCCAAUGCCCAGUCCAGGCCCAAGAGUCUGAGGAUGUCCAGGGAGCUUCUAGGUCUCUACUACUUUGUAGGCCCAUACAGACCCUCUUGAACACAAUACUCUACGCUGCAGGCUGGAGAAUCCAUCUGGAUGGGGAGUUUUGUGCAAGAUUUAGCUAUAGCCUUCAUUGGGACCCUGCAGACAGUGUCUCUGCAAACUAAGAGUGACUGGUGCUCACUUCGGCAGCAUACAUACUAAAAUUGGAACGAUACAGAGAUGAUUAGCAUGGCCCUUGCACAAGGAUGACAUGCAAAUUCAUGAAGCAUUCCAUAUUUUUGUAUAUAUUAAAAAAAAACAAAGAGUGGCUGGGUGGGUUGGGGACCCCCCUCAGGAUUAUUUCUUGGCACCAAUGCCUCAGUGCUACAAUUCCAGGGUGUCCCAUCUGACUCUUGACUGGCUCAAGACUUAGGACCCCAGCUUCCCACUUCCAAGCCACAGGGAAGCUGUAUACCUUACUUGCCUGAUUGCUACUUUUUAAAUAAAGAUAAAUUUUUAUUUCUCCUAGAA